AUGGCGCCCCUAGAGAUAGGCGCCCCUAGAGAUAGGCACCCUGCCCCAUUCUCCUGCUUUCCAUCACCCCGCCCCAUUCUCCCUCCUUCCAUCACCCCGCCCCAUUCUCCCUCCUUCCAUCACCCCACCUCAUUCUCCCUCCUUCCAUCACCCCGCCCCAUUCUCCCGCUUUCCAUCACCCCGCCCCAUUCUCCCGCUUUCCAUCACCCCGCCCCAUUCUCCCGCUUUCCAUCACCCUGCCCCAUUCUCCCGCUUUCCAUCACCCUGCCCUGUUCUCCAGCUUUCCAUCACCCUGCCCCAUUCUCCCGCUUUCCAUCACCUUGCCCCAUUCUCCCGCUAUCCAUCACCCCGCCCCAUUCUCCCUCCUUCCAUCACCCCGCCCCAUUCUCCCUCCUUCCAUCACCCCGCCCCAUUCUUCCUCCUUCCAUCACCCCGCCCCAUUCUCCCUCCUUCCAUUACCCUGCCCCAUUCUCCCGCUUUACAUCAGCCCGCCCUAUUCUCCCGCUUUCCAUCACCCCGCCCCAUUCUCCCUCCUUCCAUCACCCCGCCCCAUUCUCCCGCUUUCCAUCACCCCGCCCCAUUCUCCCGCUUUCAAUCACCCCGCCCCAUUCUCCCGCUUUCCAUCACCUCGCCCCAUUCUCCCGCUUUCCAUCACCCCGCCCCAUUCUCCCGCUUUCCAUCAGCCCACCCCAUUCUCCAUCAUUUCAUCACCCCACCCCAUUCUCCCGCAUUCUAUCACCCCGCACAAUUCUCCCGCUUUCCAUCACCCCGCCCCAUUCUCUCGCUUUCCAUCACCCCUCCCCAUUCUCCCGCUUUCCAUCACCCCACCCCAUUCUCCAUCUUUUCAUCACCCCGCCCCAUUCUCCCACUUUCCAUCACCCCGCACCAUUCUCCCGCUUUCCAUCAACCCGCCCCAUUCUCCCUCCUUCCAUCACCCCGCCCCAUUCUCCCGUUUUCCAUCACCUCGCCCCAUUCUCCCGCUUUCCAUCACCCCGCCCCAUUCUCCCGCUUUCCAUCACCCCACCCCAUUCUCCAUCUUUUCAUCACCCCGCCCCAUUUUCCCGCUUUCCAUCACCCCGCACCAUUCUCCCGCUUUCCAUCACCCCGCCCCAUUCUCCCUCCUUCCAUCACCCCGCCCCAUUCCCCCUCCUUCCAUCACCCCGCCCCAUUCUCCCGCUUUCCAUCACCCCGCCCCAUUCUCCCGCUUUCCAUCACCCCGCCCCAUUCUCCCGCUUUCCAUCACCCCGCCCCAUUCUCCCGCUUUCCAUCACCCCGCCCCAUUCUCCAGCUUUCCAUCACCCCGCCCCAUUCUCCCGCUUUCCAUCACCCUGCCCCAUUCUCCCGCUUUCCAUCACCCCGCCCAUUCUCCCGCUUUCCAUUACCCCGCCCCAUUCUCCCUUCUUCCAUCACCCCGCCCCAUUCUCCCUCCUUCCAUCACCCCGCCCCAUUCUCCCUCCUUCCAUCACCCCGCCUCAUUCUCCCGCUUUCCAUCACCCCGCCCCAUUCUCCCGCUUUCCAUCACCCCGCCCCAUUCUCCCGCUUUCCAUCACCCCGUCCCAUUCUCCCGCUUUCCAUCACCCCUACGCAUUCUCCCUCCUUCCAUCACCCCGCCCCAUUCUCCCUCCUUCCAUCACCCUGCCCUAUUCUUCCUCCUUCAAUCACCCCGCCCCAUUCUCCCACUUUCCAUCACCCCGUCCCAUUCUCCCGCUUUCCAACACCCCGCCCCAUUCUCCCGCUUUCCAUCACCCAGCCCCAUUCUCCCGCUAUCGAUCACCCCGCCCCGUUCUCCCGCUUUCCAUCACCCCGCCCCGUUCUCCCGCUUUCCAUCACCCCGCCCCGUUCUCCCGCUUUCCAUCACCCCGCACCAUUCUCUCGCUUUCCAUCACCCCACCCCAUUCCCCCUCCUUCCAUCACCCUGCCCCAUUCUCCCGCCUUCCAUCACCCCGCCCCAUUCUCCCGCUUUCCAUCACCCCGCCCCAUUCUCCCCCUUUCCAUCACCCCGCCCCAUUCUCCCGCUUUCCAUCACCCCGCCCCAUUCUCCCGCUUUCCAUCACCCCGCCCCAUUCUCCCGCUUUCCAUCACCCCGCCCAUUCUCGCGCUUUCCAUCACCCCGCCCAAUUCUCCCGCUUUCCAUCACCCCGCCCCAUUCUGCCGCUCUCCAUCACCCCGCCCCAUUCUCCCGCUCUCCAUCACCUUGCCCCAUUCUCCCGCUUUCCAUCAUCCCGCCCCGUUCUCCCGCUUUCCAUCAUCCCGCCCCAUUCUCCCUCCUUCCAUCAUGUCGCCCCAUUCUCCCGCUUUCCAUCACCCUGCCUCAUUCUCCCGCUUUCCUUCAUCCCGCCCCAUUCUCCCGCUUUCCAUCACCCCGCCCCAUUCUCCCGCUUUCCAUCACCCCGCCCCAUUCUCCCGCUUUCCAUCACCCCGCCCUAUUCUCCCGCUUUCCAUCACCCCGCCCCAUUCUCCCGCUUUCCAUCACCCUGCCCCAAUCUCCCGCUUUCCAUCACCCCACCCCCUUCUCCCUCCUUCCAUCACCCCGCCCCAAUCUCCCGCUUUCCAUCACCCCGCCCCAUUCUCCCGCUUUCCAUCACCCUGCCCCAUUCUCCCGCUUUCCAUAACCCCGCCCCAUUCUCCCGCUUUCCAUCACCCCGCCCCAUUCUCCCGCUUUCCAUCACCCCGCCCCAUUCUCCCUCCUUCCAUCACCCCGCCCCAUUCUCCCGCUUUCCAUCACCCCGCCCCAUUCUCCCUCCUUCCAUCACCCCGCCCCAUGCUCCCUCCUUCCAUCACCCCGCCCCAUUCUCCCGCUUUCCAUCACCCCGCCCCAUUCUCCCGCUUUCCAUCAUCCCGCCCCAUUCUCCCUCCUUCCAUCACCCCGCCCCAUUCUCCCGCUUUCCAUCACUCCGCCCCAUUCUCCCUCCUUCCAUCACCCCGCCCCAUUCUCCCUCCUUCCAUCACCCCGCCCCAUUCUCCCGCUUUCCAUCACCCCGCCUCAUUCUCCCGCUUUCCAUCACCCCGCCCCAUUCUCCCGCUUUCCAUCACCCCGCCCCAUUCUCCCGCUUUCCAUCACCCCGUCCCAUUCUCCCGCUUUCCAUCACCCCUACGCAUUCUCCCUCCUUCCAUCACCCCGCCCCAUUCUCCCUCCUUCCAUCACCCUGCCCUAUUCUUCCUCCUUCAAUCACCCCGCCCCAUUCUCCCACUUUCCAUCACCCCGUCCCAUUCUCCCGCUUUCCAACACCCCGCCCCAUUCUCCCGCUUUCCAUCACCCAGCCCCAUUCUCCCGCUAUCGAUCACCCCGCCCCGUUCUCCCGCUUUCCAUCACCCCGCCCCGUUCUCCCGCUUUCCAUCACCUCGCCCCGUUCUCCCGCUUUCCAUCACCCCGCACCAUUCUCUCGCUUUCCAUCACCCCACCCCAUUCCCCCUCCUUCCAUCACCCUGCCCCAUUCUCCCGCCUUCCAUCACCCCGCCCCAUUCUCCCGCUUUCCAUCACCCCGCCCCAUUCUCCCCCUUUCCAUCACCCCGCCCCAUUCUCCCGCUUUCCAUCACCCCGCCCCAUUCUCCCGCUUUCCAUCACCCCGCCCCAUUCUCCCGCUUUCCAUCACCCCGCCCAUUCUCGCGCUUUCCAUCACCCCGCCCAAUUCUCCCGCUUUCCAUCACCCCGCCCCAUUCUGCCGCUCUCCAUCACCCCGCCCCAUUCUCCCGCUCUCCAUCACCUUGCCCCAUUCUCCCGCUUUCCAUCAUCCCGCCCCGUUCUCCCGCUUUCCAUCAUCCCGCCCCAUUCUCCCUCCUUCCAUCAUCCCCAUUCUCCCACUUUCCAUCACCCCGCCCCAUUUUCCCGCUUUCCAUCAUCCCGCCUCAUUCUCCCGCUUUCCAUCACCCUGCCCCAAUCUCCCGCUUUCCAUCACCCCACCCCAUUCUCCCUCCUUCCAUCACCCCGCCCCAUUCUCUCGCUUUCCAUCACCCCGCCCCAUUCUCCCGCUUUCCAUCGCCCAGCCCCAUUCUCCCGCUUUCCAUCACCCCGCCCCAUUCUCCCGCUUUCCAUCAGCCCGCCCCAUUCUUCCGCUUUCCAUAACCCCGCCCCAUUCUCCCUCCUUCCAUCACCCCGCCCCAUUCUCCCGCUUUCCAUCACCCCGCCCCAUUCUCCCUCCUUCCAUCACCCCGACCCAUUCUCCCUUCUUCCAUCACCCCGCCCCAUUCUCCCGCUUUCCAUCACCCCGCCCCAUUCUCCCGCUUCCCAUAACCCCACCCCCAUUCUCCCUCCUUCCAACACCCCGCCCCAUUCUCCCGCUUUCCAUCACCCCGCCCCAUUCUCCCGAUUUCCAUCACCCCGCCCGAUUCUCCCGCUUUCCAUCACCCCGCCCCAUUCUCCCGCUUUCCAUCACCCCGCCCCAUUCUCCCGCUUUCCAUCAUCCCGCCCCAUUCUCCCUCCUUCCAUCACCCCGCCCCAUUCUCCCGCUUUCCAUCACUCCGCCCCAUUCUUCCUCCUUCCAUCACCCCGCCCCAUUCUCCCUCCUCCCAUCACCCCGCCCCAUUCUCCCGCUUUCCAUCACCCCGCCCCAUUCUCCCGCUUCCCAUAACCCCACCCCAUUCUCCCGCUUUCCAUCAACCCGCCACAUUCUCCCACUUUCCAUCACCCCGCCCCCUUCUCUCUCCUUCCAUCACCCCGCCCCAUUCUCCCUCCUUCCAUCAGCCCGCCCCAUUCUCCCGCUUUCCAUCAGCCCGCCCCAUUCUCCCGCUUUCCAUCUCCCCGCCCCAUUCUCCCGCUUCCCAUCACCCCGCCCCGUUCUCCCGCUUUCCAUCACCCCGCCCCAUUCUUCCGCUUCCCAUCAUCCCGCCCCAUUUCCCCGCUUUCCAUCACCCCUCCCCAUUCUCCCUCCUUCCAUCACCCCGCCCCAUUCUCUCGCUUUCCAUCACCCCGCCCCAUUCUCCCCCUUUCCAUCACCCCGCCCCAUUCUCCCGCUUUCCAUCAUCCCGCCCCAUUCUUCCUCCUUCCAUCACCCCGCCCCAUUCUCCCGCUUUCCAUCACCCCGCCCCAUUCUCGAUCCUUCCAUCACCCCGCCCCAUUCUCCCUCAUUCCAUCACCCCGCCCCAUUCUCCCGCUUUCCAUCACCCCGCCCCAUUCUCCCGCUUCCCAUAACCCCACCCCAUUCUCCCGCUUUCCAUCAUCCCGCCCCAUUCUCCCUCUUUCCAUCACCCCGCCCCAUUAUCCCGCUUUUCAUCACCCCGCCCCAUUCUCCCGCUCUCCAACACCCCAGCCCAUUCUCUCGCAUUCCAUCACCCCGCCCCCUUCUUCCUCCUUCCAUCACCCGCCCCAUUCUCCCGCUUUCCAUCACCCCGCCCCAUUCUCCCGCUUUCCAUCACCCCGCUCCAUUCUCCCGCUUUCCAUCACCCCGCCCCAUUCUCCCACUUCCCAUAACCCCACCCCAUUCUCCUGCUUUCCAUAACCCAGCCCCCUUCUCUCUCCUUCCAUCACCCCGCCCCAUUCUCCCGCUUUCCAUCACUCCGCCCCAUUCUCCCGCUUUCCAUCACCCCGCCCCUUUCUCCCGCUUUCCAUCUCCCCGCCCCAUUCUCCCGCUUUCCAUCACACCGCCCCAUUCUCCCGCUUUCCAUCACUCCGCCCCAUUCUUCCGCUUCCCAUCAUCCCGCCCCAUUCCCCCGCUUUCCAUCACCCCUCCCCAUUCUCCCUCUUUCCAUCACCCCGCCCCAUUCUCCCACUUUCCAUCACCCGCCCCAUUCUCCCGCUUUCCAUCACCUCGCCCCAUUCUCCCGCUUUCCAUCACCCCGCCCCAUUCUUCUGCUUUCCAUCACCCCGCCCCAUUCUCCCGCUUUCCAUCACCCUGCCCCAUUCACCCGCUUUCCAUCACCCGCCCCAUUCUCCCGCUUUCCAUCACCCCGCCCCAUUCUCCCGCUUUCCAUCACCCCGCCCCAUUCUCCCGCUUUUCAUCACCCCGCCCCAUUCUCCCGCUUUCCAACACCCCGGCCCAUUCUCUCGCUUUCCAUCACCCCGCCCCCUUCUUCCUCCUUCCAUCACCCCGCCCCAUUCUCCCUCCUUCCUUCACCCCGCCCCAUUCUCCCGCUUUCCAUCACCCUGCCCCAUUCUCCCGCUUUCCAUCACCCCGCACCAUUCUCCCGCUUUCCAUCACCCCGCCCCAUUCUCCCGCUUUCCAUCACCCCGCCCCAUUCUCCCCCCUUCCAUCAACCCGCCCCAUUCUCCCGCUUUCCAUCACCCCGCGCCAUUCUUCCGCUUUCCAUCACCCCGCCCCCUUCUCCCUCCUUCCAUCACCCCGCCCCAUUCUCCCUCCUUCCAUCACCCCGCCCCAUUCUCCCGCUUUCCAUCAGCCCGCCCCAUUCUCCCGCUUUCCAUCACCCCGCCCCUUUCUCCCGCUUUCCAUCUCCGUGCCCCAUUCUCCCGCUUUCCAUCACCCCGCCCCAUUCUCCCGCUUUCCAUCACCCCGCCCCAUUCUCCCGCUUACCAUCAUCCCGCCCUAUUCCCCCGCUUUCCAUCACCCCUCCCCAUUCUGCCUCCUUCCAUCACCCCGCCCCAUUCUCCCGCUUUCCAUUACACGCCCCAUUCUCCCGCUUUCCAUCAUCUCGCCCCAUCUCCCGCUUUCCAUCACCCCGCCCUAUUAUUCUGCUUUCCAUCACCCCGCCCCAUUCUCCUGCUUUCCAUCACCCCGCCCCAUUCAUCCGCUUUCCAUCACCCGCCCCAUUCUCCCGCUUUCCAUCACCCCGCCCCAUUCUCCCACUUUCCAUCACCCCGCCCCAUUCUCCCGCUUUUCAUCACCCCCCCCCAUUCUCCCGCUUUCCAACACCCCGCCCCAUUCUCCCGCUUUCCAUCACCCUCCCCCAUUCUCCCGCUUUCCAUCACACCGCUCCAUUCUCCUGCUUUCCAUCACCCCGCCCCAUUCUCCCGCUUUCCAUCACCCCGCCCCAUUCUCCCGCUUUCCAUCACCACGCCCCAUUCUCCCUCCUUCCAUCACCCCGCCCCAUUCUCCCGCUUUCCAUCACCCCGCCCCAUUCUCCCUCCUUCCAUCACCCCGCCUCAUUCUACCUCCUUCCAUCACCCCGCCCCAUGCCCCCGCUUUCCAUCACCCCGCCCCAUUCUCCCGCUUUUCAUCACCCUGCCCCAUUCUCCCACUUUCCAUCACCCCGCCCCAUUCUCCCGCUUUCCAUCACCCCGCCCCGUUCUCCCUCCUUCCAUCACUCGCCCGAUUCUCCCUUUCCAUCAGCCCACCCCAUUCACCCGCUUUCCAUCACACCGCCCCAUUCUCCCGCUUUCUAUCACCCCGCCCCAUUGUCCUGCUUUCCAUCACCCCGCCCCAUUCUCCCGCUUUCCAUCACCCCGCCCAAUUCUCCCGCUUUCCAUCACCACGCCCCAUUCUCCCGCUUUCCAUCACCCCGCCCCAUUCUCCCGCUUUCCAUCACUCCGCCCCAUUCUCCCGCUUUCCAUCACCCCGCCCCAUUCUCCCGCUUUCGAUCACCCCGCCCCAUUCUUCUCCUUCCAUCACCCCGCCUCAUUCUACCCCCUUCCAUCACCCCGCCCCAUUCUCCCGCUUUCCAUCACCCCGCCCCAUUCUCCCGCUUUCCAUCACCCCGCCCCAUUCUCCCGCUUUCCAUCACCACGCCCCAUUCUCCCGAUUUCCAUCACCCCGCCCCAUUCUCCCUCCUUCCAUCACCCUGCCCCAUUCUCCCGCUUUCCGUCACCCCGCCCCAUUCAUUGCUUUCCAUAACCCCGCCCCAUUCUCCCGCUUUCCAUCACCCCGCCACAUUCUCCCACUUUCCAUCACCCAGCCCCAUUCUCCCUCCUUCCAUCACCCCGCCCCAUUCUCCCUCCUUCCAUCACCCCGCCCCAUUCUCCCUGCCCCAUUCUCCCGCUUUCCAUCAGCCCUCCCCAUUCUCCCGCUUUCCAUCACCCCGCCCCAUUCUCCCGCUUUCCAUCACCCCGCCCCAUUCUCCCGCUUUCCAUCACCCCGCCCCAUUCUCCCGCUUUCCAUCACCCCGCCCCAUUCUCCCUCCUACCAUCACCCCGCCCCAUUCUCCCGCUUUCCAUCACCCCGCCCCAUUCUCCCUCCUUCCAUCACCCCGUCUCAUUCUACCUCUUUCCAUCACCCCGCCCCAUGCUCCCGCUUUCCAUCACCCCGCCCCAUUCUCCCGCUUUUCAUCACCCCGCCCCAUUCUCCCACUUUCCAUCACCCCGCCCCAUUCUCCCGCUUUCCAUCACCCCGCCCCAUUCUCCCUCCUUCCAUCACCCUGUCCCAUUCUCCCGCUUUCCAUCAGCCCACCCCAUUCACCCGCUUUCCAUCACACCGCCCCAUUCUCCCGCUUUCCAUUACCCCGCCCCAUUCUCCCGCUUUCCAUCACCCCGCCCCAUUCUCCCGCUUUCCAUCACCACGCCCCAUUCUCCCGCUUUCCAUCACCCCGCCCCAUUCUCCCGCUUUCCAUCACCCCGCCCCAUUCUCCCGCUUUUCAUCACCCCCCCCCAUUCUCCCGCUUUCCAACACCCCGCCCCAUUCUCCCGCUUUCCAUCACCCUCCCCCAUUCUCCCGCUUUCCAUCACACCGCUCCAUUCUCCUGCUUUCCAUCACCCCGCCCCAUUCUCCCGCUUUCCAUCACCCCGCCCCAUUAUCCCGCUUUCCAUCACCACGCCCCAUUCUCCCUCCUUCCAUCACCCCGCCCCAUUCUCCCGCUUUCCAUCACCCCGCCCCAUUCUCCCUCCUUCCAUCACCCCGCCUCAUUCUACCUCCUUCCAUCACCCCGCCCCAUGCCCCCGCUUUCCAUCACCCCGCCCCAUUCUCCCGCUUUUCAUCACCCUGCCCCAUUCUCCCACAUUCUCCCUCCUUCCAUCACCCCGCCCCAUUCUCCCUCCUUCCAUCACCCCGCCCCAUUCUCCCGCCCCAUUCUCCCGCUUCCAUCAGCCCUCUUCUCCCGCUUUCCAUCACCCCGCCCCAUUCUCCCUUUCCAUCACCCCGCCCCAUUCUCCCGCUUCCAUCACCCCGCCCCAUUCUCCCGCUUUCCAUCACCCGCCCCAUUCUCCACCAUCACCCCGCCCCAUUCUCCCGCUUUCCAUCACCCCGCCCCAUUCUCCCUUUCCAUCACCCCGUCUCAUUCUAUCUUUCCAUCACCCCGCCCCAUGCUCCCGCUUCCAUCACCCCGCCCCAUUCUCCCGCUUUCAUCAUUCUCCACUUUCCAUCACCCCGCCCCAUUCUCCCGCUUUCCAUCACCCCCCAUUCUCCAUCACCCUGUCCCAUUCUCCCGCUUUCCAUCAGCCCACCCCAUUCACCCGCUUUCCAUCACACCGCCCCAUUCUCCCGCUUUCCAUUACCCCGCCCCAUUCUCCCGCUUUCCAUCACCCCGCCCCAUUCUCCCGCUUUCCAUCACCACGCCCCAUUCUCCCGCUUUCCAUCACCCCGCCCCAUUCUCCCGCUUUCCAUCACCCCGCCCCAUUCUCCCGCUUUCAUCACCCCCCCCCAUUCUCCCGCUUUCCACACCCCGCCCCAUUCUCCCGCUUUCCAUCACCCUCCCCCAUUCUCCCGCUUUCCAUCACACCGCUCCAUUCUCCUGCUUUCCAUCACCCCGCCCCAUUCUCCCGCUUUCCAUCACCCCGCCCCAUUAUCCCGCUUUCCAUCACCACGCCCCAUUCUCCCUCCUUCCAUCACCCCGCCCCAUUCUCCCGCUUUCCAUCACCCCGCCCCAUUCUCCCUCCUUCCAUCACCCCGCCUCAUUCUACCUCCUUCCAUCACCCCGCCCCAUGCCCCCGCUUUCCAUCACCCCGCCCCAUUCUCCCGCUUUCAUCACCCUGCCCCAUUCUCCCACUUUCCAUCACCCCGCCCCAUUCUCCCGCUUUCCAUCACCCCGCCCCGUUCUCCCUCCUUCCAUCACCCCGCCCGAUUCUCCCUUUCCAUCAGCCCACCCCAUUCACCCGCUUUCCAUCACACCGCCCCAUUCUCCCGCUUUCUAUCACCCCGCCCCAUUGUCCCGCUUUCCAUCACCCCGCCCCAUUCUCCCAUCACCCCGCCCAAUUCUCCCGCUUUCCAUCACCACGCCCCAUUCUCCCGCUUUCCAUCACCCCGCCCCAUUCUCCCGCUUUCCAUCACCACGCCCCAUUCUCCCGCUUUCCAUCACCCCGCCCCAUUCUCCCGCUUUCCAUCACCCCGCCCCAUUCUUCUCCUUCCAUCACCCCACCUCAUUCUACCUCCUUCCAUCACCCCGCCCCAUUCUCCCGCUUUCCAUCACCCCGCCCCAUUCUCCCGCUUUCCAUCACCCCGCCCCAUUCUCCCGCUUUCCAUCACCCCGCCCCAUUCUCCCAUCACCCCGCCCCAUUCUCCCGCUUUCCAUAACCACGCCCCAUUCUCCCGCUUUCCAUCACCCCACCCCAUUCUCCUGCUUUCCAUCACUCCGCCCCAUUUUCCUGCUUUCCAUCACCAAGCCCCAUUCUCCCGCUUUCCAUCACCCCGCCCCAUUCUUCUCCUUCCAUCACCCCGCCUCAUUCUACCUCCUUCCAUCACCCUGCCCCAUUCUCCCGCUUUCCCUUUCCAUCACCCCUCCCCAUUCUCCCUCCUUCCAUCACCCCGCCCCAUUCUCCCGCUUUUCAUCACCCGCCCCAUUCUCCCGCUUUCCAUUACCCCGCCCCAUUCUCCCGCUUUCCAUCACCCCGCCCCAUUCUCCCGCUUUUCAUCACCCCGCCCCAUUCUCCCACUUUCCAUCACCCCGCCCCAUUCUCCCUCCUUCCAUCACCCCGCCUCAUUCUACCUGCUUCCAUCACCCCGCCCCAUGCUCUCGCUUUCCAUCACCCCGCCCCAUUCUCCCGCUUUUCAUCACCCCGCCCCAUUCUCCCGCUUUCCAUCACCCCGCCCCAUUCUCCCGCUUUCCAUCACCCCGCCCCAUUCUCCCUCCUUCCAUCACCCCGCCCCAUUCUCCCGCUUUCCAUCAGCCCACCCCAUUCACCCGCUUUCCAUCACACCGCCCCAUUCUCCCGCUUUCCAUCACCCCGCCCCAUUCUCCCGCUUUCCAUCACCCGCCCCAUUCUCCCGCUUUCCAUCACCCCGCCCCAUUCUCCCAUCACCCCGCCCCAUUCUCCCGCUUUCCAUCACCACGCCCUAUUCUCCCGCUUUCCAUCACUCCGCCCCAUUCUCCCGCUUUCCAUCACCCCGCCCCAUUCUCCCGCUUUCCAUCACCCCGCCCCAUUCUUCUCCUUCCAUCACCCCGCCUCAUUCUACCUCCUUCCAUCACCCCGCCCCAUACUCCCGCUUUCCAUCACCCCGCCCCUUUCUCCCGCUUUCCUUCACCACGCCCCAUUCUCCCGCUUUCCAUCACCCCUCCCCAUUCUCCCUCCUUCCAUCACCCUGCCCCAUUCUCCCGCUUUCCGUCACCCCGCCCCAUUCUCCCGCUUUCUAUAACCCCGCCCCAUUCUCCCGCUUUCCAUCAACCCGCCACAUUCUCCCACUUUCCAUCACCCCGCCCCAUUCUCCCUCCUUCCAUCACCCCGCCCCAUUCUCCCUCCUUCCAUCACCCCGCCCAAUUCUCCCUCCUUUGAUCACCCCGCCCCAUUCUCCCGCUUUCCAUCAGCCCUCCCCAUUCUCCCGCUUUCCAUCACCCCGCCCCAUUCUCUCGCUUUCCAUCACCCCACCCCAUUCUCCCGCUUUCCAUCACCCCGCCCCCUUCUCCCUCCUUCCAUCACCCCGCCCCAUUCUCCCUCCUUCCAUCACCCCGCCCCAUUCCCCCUCCUUCCAUCACCCCGCCCCAUUCUCCCGAUUUCCGUCACCCCGCCCCAUUCUCCCUCUUUCCAUCACCCCGCCCCAUUCUCCCUCCUUCCAUCACCCCGACCCAUUCUCCCGCUUUCCAUCACCCCGUUCCAUUCUCCCUCUUUCCAUCACCCCGCCCCAUUCUCCCGCUUUCCAUCACCCCGCCCCAUUCUCCCGCUUUCCAUCACCCCGCCCCAUUCUACCGCUUUCCAUCACCCCGUCCCAUUAUCCCUCUUUCCAUCACCCCGCCCCAUUCUCCCGCUUUCCAUCACCCCGCCCCAUUCUUCAUCUUUCCAUCUCCCCGCCCCAUUCUCCCUCUUUCCAUCACCCCGCCCCAUUCUCCCUCUUUCCAUCACCCCGCCCCAUUCUCCCUCUUUCUAUCACCCCGCCCCAUUCUCCCGAUUUCCGUCACCCCGCCCCAUUCUCCCUCUUUCCAUAA
Molecule: messenger RNA, 12171 nt
Organism: Closterium sp. NIES-65
Lineage: Eukaryota; Viridiplantae; Streptophyta; Zygnematophyceae; Desmidiales; Closteriaceae
Source: the annotation of a GenBank genome assembly